AUGGAAAUCAUUGAAACUUAUAACAAUUCAAAAUAACUAAUUGGAGGAAUAUAUAAUAAAGAUGAACUUGUAAUUGCUUAAUGGGGUGGCAAUGUUAUAUUUAGGAAAAAAAAUGAAAUGGAUGUUAAAAUUAAUACAUUCUGUGUUGGUAAUAAAUAAAUUUAUAUUUUAAAGGACUUUUAAAGAUUACAGGUGAUAAAUACUUAUGCUUUACAAGCAAAAAUCAUUUAUUAUAAAUUAAUGAAGAUAGGAAGAUUGAAUAAAUAGAUUAGCAAGAUAGUCCUUAUUUUGUAAGUGAUUUUUAUUUGAAAACAUGUCUAUUUAUGCACAAUACAAUCUAAUAAUAAAGAUUUUUAUGUCUUUGGAAUAUGCUAACACAAUAGAAAUCUAAAUAUGAACAUAUCAGCAGCAUUACAAGUGUAAUGGCUGCUGAUGAUGGCAUUUGGUUGGGAGAUAAGGAUGGAUAUUUAAAUUUUAUUACAUAUAAACUAAAGCUUCAAAAACGUGUUAAAAGUAUGUAAAUCUAUUAUAUCACAGUAUUUUAGAAUGAAAUCUCCAAAAUUUAAAUUAUGAACUAGAAAAUAUAUUGUACUUCAUAAUAGUAACUUAAACUAUUUUUUUCAAAUUAAGUUAUCUUAAUUUCUACUUUCGAUAGUGAAAUUAGCUGUAUUGGUGCAUUUAAAAAUAAAUUAAUAUUAGGAACAACAAAUGGAUAGUUAAUGAUUUAAGAAAAUUAGAAGAAUUUUUAAAAACAUCAGAUACAUACUAAUUCCAUUACGAGUUUCUCUGUUAAUGAUACUCAAAUUGUAACUACAAGCAGUGAUCGUACUGCUAAAAUCAUUCAAUUAAGAACUGAAUGA
Paramecium sonneborni is the source of this 860-nucleotide messenger RNA. The record is from the annotation of a GenBank genome assembly. NCBI's taxonomy places the organism in Eukaryota, Ciliophora, Oligohymenophorea, Peniculida, Parameciidae.